Penicillium waksmanii is the source of this 399-nucleotide messenger RNA. RefSeq lists its product as uncharacterized. The transcript has a single exon. Lineage: Eukaryota; Fungi; Ascomycota; Eurotiomycetes; Eurotiales; Aspergillaceae. The record is from RefSeq and is a predicted model, not a curated record. Bases 1 to 399 code for a protein of 132 amino acids.
AUGUUAGCCGUGAUUUGGCUGCUUGGAUUUGCAGCAAAGAAAUAUACUAGAAAACGCCUGGCUGAAUCUACAUCUCCCCAGUUUGACCCGACUUCUUAUCAGUAUCGCUUCGUGCGGGUAAUGGACCAGCGUGGACUGCAUUAUCGCGGGGUCGUGACCAACUCUUUCGAACAAAUGGAGAAGAUCUGGAAAAAGACACCGGACGUGAAGGAAAGGUUUCGUAUCGAGGGCUUGGAGGAUCCUGAGAGCUCGUGGGUCUAUGAUAUAAGCGUGAGAUUCUUGAAGAAUGGGAGUAUUAGUGUGGGAUUCGCAUCGAGCGAAGAGGAUAUGGGCGAAAAGAAGAAUCCGGGUGUUGUUCUCGUGCAAAAUGCUGAGCUUGGAGGGAAAGGUCAAGCAUGA